This is a messenger RNA of Cylas formicarius (sweet potato weevil), 3108 nucleotides long. RefSeq names its product patj homolog. The transcript is spliced from 4 exons. The record is from RefSeq and is a predicted model, not a curated record. Gene Ontology annotation, molecular function: protein binding. The coding region runs from base 396 to 2810 and encodes 804 amino acids. Lineage: Eukaryota; Metazoa; Arthropoda; Insecta; Coleoptera; Brentidae.
CAGAGUCAUUAAUUGGUAAAAAUAAAAUGAUAAACCUCACACAUUCACCGAAAAAUUUAAAGAAUUUUAUUUACAUUGUAUUUUCUAAAUAAUUUGUGCAUAAAUAUACUUUUAUUAAUAUUGCUUUAUAACUAACUUAAGUGAAAAUUGAGAGGUGUCGAGGAAGUGCAUCAUAGAUAAUAGAAAGGAGGAUUUCACGGAAUCAGAGACAACAGUGACAAGAAUGCAAGAUGCGAAAGUCACAGGACAAAAACAAAUGUGCUUGUGACCAACAAGAGGCGUCGUCAAUAAUAGUUUGAGUGAUGUGAUUCGUUAAUUACAUUUUUGGUACUUUUGUGUAAACGUUGGUGGAGUUUUAUGUUUUUAUAGACCGAUUUUUGGGUUAUUUUUUAAACAUGCAUCUUAACGCGGACAUUUCAAGUGCUCUUCAGUUGCUCGAAGAUAUCAAGCAAACAGUGGACGACUUAGGAGAUCCAAAACUCCAAUUAAACACUCAUCAGGACCUAAAUUUGUUAAUUUCUGUCUUAGAAAAUCCAGUAUUUAGAAGUAUUGUUACGGUUCAAGAUUCAUUAAGUGAAUUAAACCAACAAUUAGGUCAACAUCCCUCCAUUUUGCCUGUUGAUUUUGAUAUAACAGCAGCAGGUGAAUUAGUUCUUAAUGUCCCACCAGCUGGUGAGUUAUACGACCCAGAUUAUGCAGAUUAUCAAUCUAGAGAUUUUGAUGAACAAAGAGUACCUUCAGCUCCUAUAUCGCCAAACUCACCACAGACUUCUACAUUUGCUUCGACAGACAAUAAAAUGCUUUCUCUACUUAACAAUCAGAAGCUAAAUGGCACCCUAAAUAAUGAGGGGUUUCGGUUGUUGCAGGGAAAUAGCUUUAACCAUGAAGAUGAUAUUAUCCAUAGAUCACCCUCCAUUGGCAGUGAUGCUUCCAAAACUGGAUCUGACAAUUUGAUUACUAGUGAAUGGUCUCAAGUUGAAAGCAUUGAUCUUAUAAAUGAUGGGACCGGACUAGGGUUUGGCAUAGUUGGAAUGAGGAAUAUGGGGGUGGUAGUUAAAACAAUUUUACCAGGUGGAGUGGCAGAUAGAGAUGGAAGAUUACAAAGUGGUGAUCAUAUAUUACAGAUCGGGGAUGUAAAUCUGCAUGAGAUGGGUUCAGAACAGGUAGCUACUGUAUUAAGACAAUCUGGUACUCAUGUGAGAUUAAUAGUGGCCAGACCUGUAGAUAUUUCUUCCACAGAAUACAAAUAUUUAGGAAGUUCUGCCCCAAUAGUGCCUACCAGACUACUGCCUGAUGCUCAUGAAUUAGAUAAGUACCUUGUGCAACAUAAAUACUCACCUAUAUUUGGAAAGGAUACUGAUGUCCUUGCAAAUGAUUUACCACAGUCAUAUGGCAUGUCAAGAAUACCUGCCUCUCCGUCGUUGCCUUUGCUGAAUUUGGAUAUGGCAGUUAAAAUACCAGAAAUGGAAAAGUUUGUAGUAGAACUAAAGAAAGAUGCAAAUGGUCUUGGUAUAACUAUUGCGGGUUAUGUAUGUGAAAAGGAGGAAUUAUCGGGUAUAUUUGUAAAAAGUGUAAGCAAAGGUAGCGCGGCUGAUAUAAGUGGAAGAAUAAAAGUAAAUGAUAGGAUUGUGGAAGUUGAUGGCCAGUCUCUCCAAGGAUAUUCCAACAUUCAGGCAGUGGAAGUGUUAAGGAAUUGUGGCAACGUAGUAAAACUGUGUUUGGAAAGAUAUCUGCAUGGCCCAAAAUUUGAGCAACUUCAACAAGCAAUUGCAGCCAGUGAAACAAAGCCUCCAUCACCUACUCUUACACCGUCACGAUAUCCUAAUGAAGAAGGGGGUCUCUUAAAUGGAGGUGAUCACCACGAACUCUUUACCAGCAACUUUGUUAAAAAAGAAGAUCCACCUAUGCUAUCUGAAGAAGAAUUAAUAAAGAAGUGGUCUAAAGUGAUGGGCCCGGAUAUAGAAAUUGUUGUUGCUCAUUUGACAAAAUUUGGAGAAAAGGGAGGUUUAGGAAUAAGUUUGGAAGGUACUGUAGAUGUUGAAGAUGGUCAAGAGGUUAGACCACAUCAUUAUAUACGAUCAAUACUUGCCGAGGGACCAGUUGGAAAAAACGGUACUUUGCGAUCUGGUGAUGAACUCCUUGAGGUUAACGGCCACAAACUUUUGGGAAUGAACCACCAUGAGGUUGUCAGUAUACUUAAGGAAUUGCCCAUCAAUGUUUGUUUGGUCUGUGGCCGUAGCCCUAACAAUCUUUUUAUACAAAGGGAAGAGACUUUUCCAGAAAGGGCAGCAUUAACGCGAAGCCUUAACAAUUUACUACCAGCAUCAGAUCGCUUGGUAAAAGCAAAAUCAGAUGGGUCAUUAGCUAGCAGUAUAGCAGUAGCAGGUUCUGAUACCUCUUUUUCUAAAAUGAAAUCACGUUCUCUAGAACCUCUUACUGGUCUAGCAAUGUGGAGUUCUGAGCCUCAAAUAAUUGAGUUAAUCAAAGGGGAAAGAGGCCUUGGAUUUUCAAUUUUGGAUUACCAAGAUCCCAUUGAUCCAAAUGACACUGUAAUUGUGAUUAGAAGUUUAGUGCCUGGAGGAGUUGCCCAGUUAGAUGGGAGAUUAAUUCCGGGCGACCGUUUAUUGUUUGUUAAUGAUACAGUUCUGGAAAACGCUUCGCUAGACCAAGCAGUACAGGCACUAAAAGGAGCACCAAAAGGAAUAGUAAGGAUAGGUGUCGCAAAACCUUUGCCUAUUCCAGACACUGUAGCUCAUAGUUCUUUGCUAGAUGUGGAUCCUAACAGAUAUUUAACUAAUUCUUAUAACUGAAGUCUUAAAAUUUUGCAAAUGUCAUCCUCUGACAGCCAGAGAUGUGGUCCAAUGAAACAUGGUUUUUGGCAGACACUUUACCUGCCAUGGAUGUAAUUAUUAAUUUAUUAUAAAUUUGUUGGGUUAAUUGGGAAAAUUAUGUCAUUUCCACCUAACGUCGGGAAUGCUCUUAUUUUCUGUUUAGUAAAAAACAACAGUCUACAAUCGCGAUUGUGAUAUACAUGUAUCAAUAGUAGCACCAAUGUCUAAUAAUUUUAUCCUGAGUAAGCUCUCUAGCAAUAGCAAUUUGUAAUAAUGU